AUGACGCCGCAACGCAAGCAUCGGGCCAACUCACCUGAAUUCCCCAUACUCGAGGCCAAUGCUCUGUAUGCCGGUCAGAUACGAGGUGACGGCAACUGCCUCUUCAACGCCCUGUCCGACCAACUCUAUGGCGACCAGGAAAUGAAUGAGGUAUUGCGCACGGCGACUAUUGAGCACAUGCGAGACAACUCGGAUUUCUACCGUCAGUACAUGACUGUGAACAACGUACGGAGGAAUCCCAAACGCAAGACCACCGCUGCGCUGCACACUCGUAUCGAUACCACCUACUACACCGAGGAGCAGUUGCAGCAGCAAUUCGAAGACCAUGUCGAGAAGAUGGGGCAACCGGGCGAGUGGGCCGAUAACAUGGAGGUGUCCGCUUUCGCUUCGGCCCUGAAUGUGCACGUUCGCCUCUGGCAGGCUGACUACACCUACCUCUUCUCACCACGCAACUACUAUGUGCCUAAUGAUGAUGCUGCCUCUGUUGAUCAUCGCAAAACACUACACAUUGCAUAUCAUAGCUGGGAGCAUUAUUCCUCAGUUCGCAACCUGGCCGGACCGCACACUGGUCCCCCCCAGGUUCACAUCACAUCAGAGAUGAUCACCAAGAAGCGCUCAAGCCCGAGUAUUGAUGGAGACCACGAUGACCAACACAGCAGAGCCCGUAAGCGGCGGUCACCAUUGCCACUAUUCGACUCAGACUCGACACCGGAAGGCACUGAAAGCUCAUCAGAUGAAUCCAACGGCGGGCUGAUAUCAUCUCAGCAAUCUUGCCCCGAACUUCCACUGGCGGAGCAGAAUGCAAAGCCGCAAAAGCUGACCAUCAAACUCCGAGGCCUGCGUACAACAGAUCCCAUUGAUUUAUCUGUAAAGUCGCGGUCCUCGACACCAGCCCCACUACCGGUGUCAGCACCCACACCAAGCAAGGUCACACCAAGCGAGGUCACACCAAGCAAGGCUUCGGCCGAAGCAAACACGGCAACGCCGACCAAGUCCAUCGACACCGUUGACGACACCAACGCUCUGAAGACAUGA
Messenger RNA from Plenodomus lingam JN3, 1035 nucleotides. RefSeq lists its product as uncharacterized. Gene Ontology annotation, biological process: protein deubiquitination. The record is from RefSeq and is a predicted model, not a curated record. NCBI's taxonomy places the organism in Eukaryota, Fungi, Ascomycota, Dothideomycetes, Pleosporales, Leptosphaeriaceae. Gene Ontology annotation, molecular function: cysteine-type deubiquitinase activity.